Molecule: messenger RNA, 2614 nt
Organism: Carlito syrichta (Philippine tarsier)
Lineage: Eukaryota; Metazoa; Chordata; Mammalia; Primates; Tarsiidae
Gene: WDR1
Product: WD repeat domain 1
Exons: 12
Coding region: 447-1598 (383 amino acids)
Biological process (GO): sarcomere organization; actin filament depolymerization; positive regulation of actin filament depolymerization
Cellular component (GO): cortical actin cytoskeleton
Molecular function (GO): actin filament binding
Source: RefSeq, a predicted model, not a curated record
CGACAGAUGUGUCUGGGAAGCUGAGGAUCUGGGAUACCACGCAGAAGGAGCACCUCUUGAAGUAUGAGUAUCAGCCUUUUGCUGGAAAGAUCAAAGACAUUGCUUGGACUGAAGACAGUAAGAGGAUCGCCGUGGUCGGGGAAGGACGGGAGAAGUUUGGAGCUGUCUUCCUGUGGGAUAGUGGCUCUUCCGUGGGUGAGAUCACAGGACACAACAAAGUCAUCAACAGUGUGGACAUCAAGCAGAGCAGGCCGUACCGGCUGGCCACGGGGAGCGAUGAUAACUGCGCUGCGUUUUUUGAGGGACCGCCGUUCAAAUUCAAGUUCACAAUUGGUGACCACAGUCGCUUUGUCAACUGCGUGCGAUUCUCUCCAGACGGGAACAGGUUUGCCACAGCUGGUGCUGACGGCCAGAUCUACGUUUAUGACGGGAAGACGGGGGAGAAGAUGUGUGCCCUGGGAGGAAGCAAGGCCCACGAUGGCGGGAUUUAUGCUAUUAGCUGGAGUCCUGACAGCACCCAUUUGCUUUCUGCCUCCGGAGACAAGACUUCCAAGAUUUGGGACGUUGGUGUGAACUCUGUGGUCAGCACAUUUCCCAUGGGCUCCACAGUUCUGGACCAGCAGCUGGGCUGUCUGUGGCAGAAAGACCACCUGCUCAGCAUCUCCCUGUCAGGGUACAUCAACUACCUGGACAAGAACAACCCCAGCAAGCCCUUGCGGGUCAUCAAGGGUCACAGUAAAUCAAUCCAGUGUCUGACGGUGCAUAAAAACGGCGGCAAGUCCUUCAUUUACUCUGGGAGCCACGACGGGCACAUUAAUUACUGGGAUUCAGAAACAGGGGAGAAUGACUCCUUUGCUGGCAAAGGCCACACCAAUCAGGUGUCUAGGAUGGCCGUGGAUGAGUCAGGGCAGCUCAUCAGCUGCAGCAUGGAUGACACGGUGCGGUACACCAACCUCAUGCUGCGCGACUACAGCGGACAAGGCGUUGUGAAACUGGAUGUCCAACCCAAGUGUGUGGCUGUCGGCCCUGGGGGCUACGCCGUGGUCGUGUGCAUUGGGCAGGUUGUCCUGCUGAAGGACCAGAAGAAGUGCUUCAGCAUCGACAGCCUCGACUAUGAGCCCGAAGUGGUGGCGGUGCACCCUGGCGGGGAAACAGUGGCGGUCGGAGGCGCGGAUGGCAACGUCCACCUGUACUCUAUCCUGGGCACAGUGCUGAAGGACCAGGGCAAGCUCCUGGAGGCCAAGGGCCCUGUGACUGAUGUGGCCUACUCUCACGACGGCGCCUUCCUCGCCGUGUGCGACGCCAGCAAGGUGGUCACAGUGUUUAGUGUUGCCGACAGCUACUCGGAGAACAAUGUUUUCUAUGGACACCAUGCUAAAAUCGUCUGCCUGGCCUGGUCGCCAGACAAUGAACACUUUGCCUCUGGUGGCAUGGACAUGAUGGUGUACGUCUGGACCCUGAGUGACCCGGAAACCAGAGUCAAGAUCCAAGAUGCACACCGGCUGCACCACGUCAGCAGCCUGGCCUGGCUGGACGAGCACACGCUGGUCACAACCUCCCAUGAUGCCUCUGUCAAGGAGUGGACAAUCACCUACUGAGGAGCCCCAUCCGCGAGACGGACCGAAUCAGGGACUAGAGUUUAACUGCAGCGGAACAUGUCAUUUCCCUUUUUCUGUGAUGCGCCCCCUUGCCCCCGUCCCGCCGCAGGAGGGAGGAGGGCCUCUUUGGUGACCCUCGUCUGUCUGCAGGGUGUCUGUACACGUCCUUCUGAAAGCUUUAGACAGGAACAGUUUGCACAUGAAAAAUAAAGUGAGCACUUCAACAGUGUGUGGCCUGUAACUAAAACCCAUAGCCCAACCAAACCUUGGGAGUGUGGAACAUUCCAGAGGCAGCAGCCUCAAAGGCACACCGAACCCUGCCCCCGAGGCUUCUGCUGUCUGUCGGGGGAGGCUGUCAAGGUGAGCAAGCUGCGCUCCCACGUUCCUACCUGCAGAACAUUUCUGUACUAGCGAGACAAGGGCGUGUCUGUUGCAGUCCAGCAAAGCCAGAAUUCUGUGUGGAACAGAUGUCUGUCUCUUCCGUAGUGUAUGUGUCACCACGUGGCCGCCUCCAGGUGACACAGGAGUACAUAUGUCACCUUGGACGUAUUUCGUUGUCAGAUUUUGUGCUUGGUUUUUAAGAAUGGAAUAGUGGGGUUUUUUUUUUAAUGUAUCUUAACUGUUGCCUGUCCAUGUUUACAAGCUAACGUGUUGAUGACACCAUGUCCAGGCUUUUAGAGUACUUGUUAGCCAAACGGAGGUGUCCUGGUCACCAUUUCACCAUUGUGCUUUGAUGUUUCUUGUCUUUCUCUCCCCCUUCUCCCAAGAGCAAAGGUUAAUUUAAGGGCAAAGACGAAGUCACUGUAAACUAAUCUGUCAUUGUUCUUACCUUCUUUUUCUUUUUCAGUGCAGAAAUUAAAAGUAAGUAUAAAGCACCGUGAUUGGGAGUUUUUUUGCGUGUGUCGGAAUCACUGGUAAAUGUUGGCUGAGAACAAUCCCUCCCCUUGCACUUGUGAAAACACUUUGAGCGCUUUAAGAGAUUAGACUGAGAAAUAAUUAAAUAUCUUUUGUCUUCA